UAAAUUGUGAUAUAAACGAUCUCGAGAUCAAAGUACCGGCUGUUGGAUCGUGCUCCCUGUCCUUAGCACAAGACAGGAUAUCCGCUCGUCAUAUGAGCGUAAACAAUUGACGGAUUUGUCAUUUGAGAGGAAGGGCAGGAAAAACGCAGAUGAAACGUGAAACGAAACUCGACCCUUAGAAAAACAGCAUGCUUCACUGACACUUCCGAUCAGUUCACGGUAGUCUACGUUUGGGUGACAAAUUUUCAUGUUGUUGCAAACGCUGCAGAAAUGUCGACGUUGAUCGUGGAUUUCUCUGGUUCAACGUCCUCUUUUUGGCGUGUACUCUUCGUUGCCGUUCUUGUCCUCUGUUUGGCUGGGAGUGGCUUAACUUGCCCAGAGAAUUGUCUAUGUUACCGGACGCAUGUCGGACCAACUGUGCGCUGUAACCAUCAUUCUUUGUCAAGAAUACCCAAUGUCCCAACUUCGACUGUUGUGUUGGAUUUGAGAUUCAACAAUAUAUCCGUAAUCAGUAAUGGAGACCUGGCAGAGUUGCGACACCUCACUACACUAUUCCUUAGUGGUAAUAACAUUCAAAUUAUUGAGCCAGAGGCCUUUGUAGGAUUAGCAUCACUGAAGUAUCUAUAUUUGUUCAAUAAUAAACUUAAACGGAUACACGAGAAUGCAUUUAGUGGGCUCCGUUCUCUUGAACAAUUAUAUCUACACUUGAACGAAAUAGAAGAUAUUCCUACAUUCACUUUCAAUGAUCUCACCGCUCUUGAACGAUUAUAUCUUCAUCAUAACCGCCUGAGAUCUGUUCCAAGGGGACUAUUUAAAAAUCUGGAAUCAUUAAGAAGACUCCGACUCGACUCCAACCCUCUAAACUGUACGUGUGAUAUGCUGUGGCUUGCUCAGCUGCUAAAGAGGACACCAAACACGGAGACAGCAGCUACUUGUGGUGAACCACCCCACCUUAGAGGGAAAGCCUUAGUCCGCCUUACUCCUGAGGACGUCAACUGCAUACCACCAUCGUUUGUAAAAACACCAACCAAUAUAGAAGUCUCUGUGCGAGAUCGUCAGGUGCUGUUCAGAUGCCUUGCCACAGGCAACCCAAGACCUACCAUAACAUGGCGGAAAAACGGCAAGCUUCUAAAGCCAGAUACGCGUCACGUGAUGAGCGAGAGCGGCGCGCUAAGCAUCAUUGAUCCUAAAUUUGAUGACGAAGGGAGUUAUGAGUGCGUGGCAGAAAAUUCUGCUGGGGAGGUCGUCAGCAAGGCGGCACUCAAUUAUUUUGGAGUCGAAGCUCCGCCAUUCCUUGUCCAAUAUCCUCAUUCCAAGGUAGAAUCUAUUGAAGGAAAUCCAGUGACUCUCACCUGCCGCGCUCGCGGUAAUCCUAAGCCUGCUAUCCAGUGGAGUAAGGAAGGAAUAUCGCUGGCCUAUGAUCCUCAUUACAGAAUCUUACCAUCCGGGGAUUUGUACAUCCUGGAAGUGCGCGUCGUUGAUCAUGGCAUGUAUAGAUGUCGCGCAGCCAACAGAGUUGGGGCUGUGGCAGCGACAACCAGAUUGAUUGUGACAGCUCAACCAAAAUUUACAACAAGACCCGCAAAUACUGAAGUAUUAGAAGGAAGUACGGCUGAGCUUAAUUGCCGAGUCACCGGUCACCCAGUACCAGCCAUCGCCUGGACCAAAGAUGGCGACCGACUGCCAUCACCGCACCGACAUAUUGUCCUGCCAUCCGGGACUUUACGAAUAUUGUUUGCAUCACGUCGAGACCGGGGACAGUAUGAAUGCCAAGCGAUCAACAUUAUCGGAGUGAGACUGGCGAGAGCAUUUCUGACAGUGAAACCUCGAGUUCCUCCCUCCAUUGUGGAAUCCCCUACAGACAUCAUUGUGACCGCUGGUCGAACAGUUGAAAUUCGCUGUUCGGCUUAUGGCGCCCCUAAGCCCAUUAUAACGUGGAUCAAAAACAAUGUACAUAUCACAGAAGCGAACAGGUACUCUGUGAGCAAAUCCGGGACCUUAAGCAUCCGGGAUGUUGGAAAGACUGACGAAGGGCGUUACGAAUGCGCAGCACGUAAUAGCAUUGGGGCAGCGUCUGCGCAGAUGACACUAACUGUACAGAUUCCUUCGAAUGAAAACCGCAUUGGCAUUGAUGUUAUCAACAGAACGAUUGGUAUAGCCAGGGAAAAUGUGAAUAGAGCAAUAAACGCCAGCAUUAAAAUGCUGUUUUCCUCUUCACAACCACGGAAACCAAGCGAUCUUCUGGCUUUGUUUCGCUUUCCCUCACCUGCGGCACAACAGAUCGCUAAGUCCGCCGAAAUCUUCGAACGCACGAUUCAUCUCGUCCACGAGCACGUCAAAGAAAUGGACAGGGUGAACAUAAGCAAUGACAAGUACAAUUUCUUCCAUCUGCUGUCUCCAGAACAUGUCAAUGUUAUUGCCAACUUGUCUGGAUGCAGCGCGCAUCGCCGAAUCAACAACUGCUCUGACAUGUGCUUCCACCUCAAGUAUCGCACGAUCGACGGUACAUGCAACAACUUGCAGCAUCCCAUGUGGGGAGCCUCGCUGACACCAUUUAAACGUCUACUAAGUCCCGUGUACGAAAACGGCUACAACACGCCAGUGGGUUGGCAGGAUACGGAGGGUCACCCGAGCGCUCGUCUCGUGUCUACAGAGCUUGUGUCAUCCAAAGAAGUGAGCGAAGAUGAACUCUUCACUCACAUGGUGAUGCAGUGGGGACAGUUCCUUGAUCACGAUAUUGAUUUUAUUGUAACUAGUUUAAGCACGCUAAGGUUCAGCGAUGGUCUUGACUGUACAAAAAAUUACGGUUUUUGUGAUAAUCAGCCGCCAUGUUUUCCUAUCUCAAUCCCGGCCAACGACAAGCGCAUCAAUAAUAACGGGCAUAAAUGUCUGCCUUUUACUCGUUCGAGUGCAGUGUGUGGCACGGGGAUGACGUCCGUGUUUUUCAGUGCUGUCACUCCACGGGAACAGAUGAAUCAAAUCACCUCGUACAUCGACGCAUCGAAUGUUUAUGGCUCAUCAGAAGAGGAGGUGAUGAACUUACGAGAUUUAGAAAGCAGAGGACUUCUUAAAUCAAACUCUAGCAUCGGCAGUGGAAAACCUUUGUUACCCUUUAACCGUGACACUCCAAUUGAAUGCCUUCAAUCCGAAGACAGCCCUGUCCCAUGUUUCCUUGCGGGAGAUUUCCGUGCAAACGAACAGCUUGGUCUGCUGUCGAUGCACACGAUAUGGAUGCGCGAACACAACCGCAUUGCAAAGGAGCUGGGAGAGUUGAAUCCCCACUGGGACGGGGAUAAAGUGUACCACGAGGCACGUAAAAUAGUGGGGGCCGAGAUGCAACAUAUUUCCUACACAGAAUGGCUCCCUAAGGUUCUUGGCCCUCAAGGAAUGGCUCUCAUGGGGACCUACAGUGGAUACGAACCUAACAUUGAUGCGGGGAUCGUAAACGCUUUUGCAACAGCAGCCUUCAGGUUUGGUCACGGACUAAUCAAUCCGAUUCUUUUUCGUCUCAACUCUUCCUUUCAACCAAUCGAGUUAGGAAACAUUCCUCUUCAUAAAGCUUUUUUCUCACCCUAUCGGCUGGUCACAGAGGGCGGAGUAGACCCAAUUUUGCGCGGGCUCUUUGGGAGGGCCGCCAAGAGUCGAGAUGACAAGCACCAGCUUAUAAAUUCAGACCUCACAGAGAGGCUCUUUGAAAUGGCUCACGAGGUAGCCCUCGAUCUUGGUGCCCUUAACAUACAGCGAGGACGGGAUCAUGCUUUACCAGGAUACAAUAGUUGGCGCGGUCUUUGCAACCUUUCCGUGGUAGAAACCUUUGACGAUCUUAAAAACGAGAUUGUGGAUGACGAUAUUCGCGCCAAGUUGAAAGAGCUAUAUCAACAUCCGUCAAACAUCGACUUAUGGGUAGGAGGACUCCUGGAGGAAUUGGCACCUGGUGCCCUUGUGGGACCAACUUUUACUUGUAUCAUUGCUGAACAGUUUAGACGAACAAGGGCGGGAGAAAGAUUCUGGUAUGAAAGCCCAUCCACCUUUGAUCAUUCUCAGUUGAUUCAAAUCAAGCAAACCUCGUUGGCCAGCGUGUUAUGUGACAACGGGGAUGCUAUUGACCGGGUUCAGCGGGACGUUUUUCUCCGCGCCACCUACCCCGAGGGAUAUGUGUCGUGUUCCUCCAUUCCCCGUAUGGAUCUCCGCAUGUGGAAAUAUUGCGAGCAUGGCCAUUGCUCCACCCCAGAUAACACCCCCACGUUAAGCAACCAUAUUCAGGGGCGUCUGUUUAAGCGAUCAGUGGAGGAAUAUCCCUCUGAAACCGAAGAGCAAAAAUUCGAGGAGGAAGAAGAAGAACAUAAUGAGCCGAACAUGGAUGAAGAAGAAAAGCUUGUCAUGUCGCCGACCGGGGACGAAAAAGAAGAUGGAAUUGAAAUUCCUUCGGAAGAAAACAUCUCGAGUUUGAAGAAAAGAGUUCAAGUUCUUGAAAAUACAGUAGCAAACAUGGCUAACACUUUGGCCAGAUUAGAAGACGCAUUUAACAGUCUUCAAAAACGGGUGGGAGAAACUAAAGAAAAAACAACAACGAAAGAAAAAAGAGGUUGUGGAGUUGUUCAAGGCAUAGCUCGUCAAGAGGGUGAAACGUGGCAAAAAGAUGUUUGUACUCGUUGUUCAUGCAAAGACGGAGAAGUUCAGUGUAAUGAAGAAAUAUGCAAAGAGGUUUUAUGUGAGGAAUAUGACAAGGAUGAUAAUGAAUGCUGCCCGCGUUGUGUAGAGUGAAACUGUCAGCUUCGUUUUUCAAGUGUGUCAUGGUGCAUCAGCGGUCACCUAUGCAGUUACCAUGGAAACUCUCUGGUCUCUUAUAGUAGCUAAAGAAAGGCUAUAAGUGAGAUUGAACUAACUCAAGCGACCACUCAGGCGGACUCAGGCGUUUAUUUUAACAGUACAUUCAUUACUUGCUUGCAAUAUGCUGCGAUGCCAUAGGCAGAUAUAUUUCUUCUUUAAGGGAAAUCUUAGGAGUUUUUAUGAGAUCAGAUAACAUAAAUUGCGACGCUGUUUUGCUAAAUCAUGAUGAUGUUUUUGACGAUACAUUUUAACAAUCAAUUAUAUUUUGUAAAUUUUUUCAAUUCGUUUUUUUUAUAAGAUGUAUACUUCGGGAAUGAUAAUCAUGUUUUCAAAUUCUUU
Stylophora pistillata is the source of this 5169-nucleotide messenger RNA. RefSeq names its product peroxidasin. Gene Ontology annotation, molecular function: heme binding; protein binding; peroxidase activity. The record is from RefSeq and is a predicted model, not a curated record. Gene Ontology annotation, biological process: response to oxidative stress. NCBI's taxonomy places the organism in Eukaryota, Metazoa, Cnidaria, Anthozoa, Scleractinia, Pocilloporidae.